Messenger RNA from Cyclopterus lumpus (lumpfish), 7459 nucleotides. It is a transcript of the gene zeb2a, whose product is annotated as zinc finger E-box binding homeobox 2a. Bases 364 to 4023 code for a protein of 1219 amino acids. The record is from RefSeq and is a predicted model, not a curated record. Gene Ontology annotation, molecular function: DNA-binding transcription factor activity, RNA polymerase II-specific; RNA polymerase II cis-regulatory region sequence-specific DNA binding. The transcript has 10 exons. Lineage: Eukaryota; Metazoa; Chordata; Actinopteri; Perciformes; Cyclopteridae. Gene Ontology annotation, biological process: regulation of transcription by RNA polymerase II; anatomical structure development.
UCAAUUAUCCCUCCGCGUGAAGAUAGGUGGCGCGUGCUGCUCGGAGGUCUCGAGCCUGUUUCUGGUGCAGAAACGGGAGAAUCGGUGACGGGCUCCGGGAGGAGACGCCACGCAGACCGCUGCGGGACCCGGACCAGACCGCUCUGCUGCAGCACCGGGACGCACCGGGACGCACCGGGACCCUCCUCAUCCUUCUUCAUAUUUUAGGGCGGAGGUACACGCGCAGCGCCACUUUUUUCUUCAUCGCUGCUUCUGUUCUCCGGCGGUGUCUCUCUCCGGUGGUGUCUCUCCGGUGGUCUCCGGGAGCGCGGAGGAGCAGCGGAUCCGGAUCGAGGAGCCCAUGCGGACCGGAUCGAGUCCUCAAUGAAGCAGCAGAUCAUGGCGGAGGGUCCCCGCUGCAAGAGGCGAAAGCAGGCCAACCCCCGGAGGAAGAACGCAGUGUUGAACUAUGAGGAUGUGGUGGAGACGGGUUCAGAGACGGACGAGGACGACCAGCCUCUGGUCUCUGAGGAGAACGGCCUCGGUAACGGAGAUGGAGGAGGAAGAGGAGGAAGAGGAGGAAAGGAUGAGGAAGCGUGCAGUCCGGUCGGUGUGCCCCCUCUGGAGGCGUCGCCCCGGGUCGCCCACGCCCUGCUGUCCUACCCGGACCAGGAGGACUUAGAUGGGCUCCAGGACCACCAUCAGCACUGGAGACUCGGAGGCGACACCAACAUACACCCGAACGGCAGCGAUGACAGGACAGACGAGUAUGAAGCUGUCGAUCCAGAAGGAAACAGAACAGGAUCAGUGAAGCGACCGGUCGGCGUCUCUGAGUUGGACGAGUUCCUCCUGAAACGCAAGCUAGAGGACGGAGACGGUCACCCGGCAACCAUCGCCGAGUACCUGCAGCGCAGCGACACUGCCGUAAUUUACCCAGAAGCCCCGGAGGAGGUGAAGCGACUGGGCACCCCGGAAGCCACCGACCAGGACGAGAGCGAGCACGACCUGCUGUCGGGCACACCUGACGCCUUCGCCCAGCUGCUCACCUGUCCGUACUGCGAGCGCGGCUACAAGCGCUUGACGUCUCUGAAGGAGCACAUCAAGUAUCGGCACGAGAGGAACGAGGAGAGCUUCUCCUGCCCGCUGUGUGCCGACGGCUUCGGCCACCGCGCCCAGCUGGAGCGUCACAUGACCACGCACCAACCUGCUGGAGACCAGCCGCCGCUGCUGAGCGACGCCGCUGGGAACCGCAAGUUCAAAUGCAACGAGUGUGGCAAAGCCUUCAAGUACAAACAUCACCUGAAGGAGCAUCUCCGUAUUCACAGCGGUGAGAAGCCGUACGAGUGCUCCAACUGUAAGAAGCGCUUCUCCCACUCCGGCUCCUACAGCUCCCACAUCAGCAGCAAGAAAUGCAUCGGCCUGAUUGCCGUGAACGGACGGGUGCGCAACGGCAACAACGGCAAACCUGGUUCCUCCCCCAACUCCACGACCUCAUCGCCUGGAAGCCCCGCCCUCGCACAGCUCCGCCACAAACUGGAAAACGGGCGCCCGCACGCCCCUUCAGACCAACAUGGUCAACUCGACAUCAAACCUGAGCCAAUGGACUUCAACGAGUACCGGCUGCUGAUGGCUUCUCAGCACGGAUUUGGGGGAUCAGGGGUCUACCUGAACAGCCGUGGUGGAAGCCCCCUGGCCAUCCACAGCUCCUCCCAGAGCCCCCUUCAACAUCUUGGAGGCAUGGGGCUGGACCAUCCUCUGCUGGGCUUCUCGGGUUCUUUCUGUAACAACCUGAGUGAGGUGCAGAAGGUGCUUCAGAUAGUGGACAAUACAGUGUGCAGGCAGAAGAUGGAUGGGAACCCAGAGGAGAUCUCCAAGCUCAGGGCCUACAUGAAGGAGCUGGGGGCCCAGAUGGAGGAGCAGAGGCUGGUGCAGGCCGGUUUCCAGGUGGUGGGUCAUGGCAGCCCCACAAAGAGCAUCAUCGACUACACGCUGGAGAAGGUUAACGAGGCCAAGAGUCUGAUCGACGACUCUAAGAGGCAAGUGGACAUCAAGAAGGAGAAGCCAAACCACUCAACUGAUCUCAGCUGUGAGGAGAAAUCUCACGAUGGCCAGAACCAGUUCCGGCCAUUCUCUUGCCAGUACUGCAAGGAGACCUUCACCGGGCCAAUCCCUCUGCAUCAACACGAGCGCUACCUGUGCAAAAUGAACGAGGAGAUCAAAGCAGUCCUGCAGCCGAUGGACAGCAGUCCUGCCGGACACAGGGAGGCAAUACCCACUGAGCUGUCCACUAGCGAGCAGGCCACCAGUCCCAUGAACCCCUUCAAAAACCACGUGUCGGUGCUCAAGGCCUACUUUGCCAUGAACACUGAGCCCAACUCAGAAGAACUGCUCAAGAUUUCAAUGGCUGUCGGCCUUCCUCAAGAGUUCGUCAAGGAGUGGUUUGCCCAGUGGAAGAACCAAAAACAUAACGAAAGCCGUCUGAGGAAGAAGUCGCCCCCCCCUGACCCCGGCGGGCUGGAUGUUAACCACAGCUUUAGCCGGUCACAAAUGUCCCUUCCGACCGUAGAUUUACACCGAGGUUUCACUAACGGUGAUGCCUCCCACAGACUCACAAAGGCCAACCAGUUUACAGGCAACAGGCAGAAAAAAGGGGACAAACCACUAGACCCCUUAGACCACUUGAGGAGCAACACUCCGUCGCCUCUCAACCUUUCCUCUACUUCCUCCAAAAACUCUCAGAGUAGCUGUUACACUCCAAACAGCCUAGCUUCUGAGGAGGCCCAUGGGGAUAUACCACUGGAUCUGUCGCUGCCCAAACUCAUGGCCCUGAAGCUCAUGUCUGUGAGGGAGAAGCAACCCAGGGUCAACGGUUUCAUCAUUGAGCGCAAUGGCGAGGCGCUAGGACGAGAACAGGUGUCGAGGCCCAUGGAUCUGGUCAACAUCAAGAAAGAAGUCCUGUACUCUGAUGGUGGAGGUAACUCUAUCCACCAGCUGGAGAAAAGCACCAGUCCCAUCUUUGGGAUUAAUCCCUUUGCUGGGGGUCCCGUCUACAACUCUCUGCCAUCUCACGGAGCGUUUCCUCCACCCACCUUCAUGUCUCCUGCCCAGGCCACCAUCCCGGGCCUCAGGCCCUACCCGGGCCUUGACCCCAUGAGCUUCCUGCCCCACAUGGCCUACACCUACGCCACCGAGGCAGCCACGUUUGCUGAAAUGCAGCAGAGGAGAAAGUACCAACGGAAACAAGGUUUCCAGGGAGAUCUGCUGGACGGGACGGCGGACUAUCUGUCGGGCCUGGACGACCUGACAGACAGCGAUUCGCUGCUGUCCAAGAAGAAGAUUAAGAAGACUGAAAGUGGUAUGUACGCGUGUGACUUGUGCGACAAAACAUUCCAGAAGACCAGUUCCCUCCUAAGACACAAAUAUGAGCACACAGGGAAGCGUCCUCACCAGUGUCAGAUCUGCAAGAAGGCCUUCAAACACAAGCACCACCUCAUCGAGCACUCGCGCCUGCACUCCGGAGAGAAACCCUACCAGUGCGACAAGUGCGGCAAGCGCUUCUCCCACUCGGGCUCGUACUCGCAGCACAUGAACCACCGCUACUCGUACUGCAAGAGGGAGGCGGAGGAGCGCGAGGCGGCCGAGAGGGAGGCCAGGGGCGAGGGCGGUGGAGGAGGAGCAGGAGGUCUGGAGGAGCCCACCGAGCUGCUGAUGAGGAGGGCCUACCUUCAGGGGCUCGGCCCGCUCGGGUACUCGGACCCCGAGGACCAGCAGGAGGACGGCGGUAUGAUCAUGAGGGACAGCGGAGAGGGAGGAGGAGGACGGGAGGAGAGGGACGAAGACAAGACAUACGAGGAGGUGACAGAUAGACGGGAGGAAAGUUUCAGGGAAGGAGACGAGGUAGACGAGGAGGAGGAGAAGGAGGAAAGAGACAGCAAGAGCCAGAUGGACUCAAUGAUGGACGACAAGGGCAAAGACACGACGCAGCUGAUGGACGACAGCUCACGAGAAGGGAAGACAGACGGAAGGUCAGAGCAGGACGACUGAUGUAGAGACAGGAACACUCCGAACAUUCGCCACGCUGGCGUCCUGUUUCUCAAACAACAGCUUUUAAGGACUGAACACAAAUGAUUGAGGUUUAUUUAAACUCAGCAUCAAACCAGUGUUUUAGUCCCGUGAUCUGUCCACAAUGUCCCCUAUGACAUGUCCAAGCUUCACAAUGUCCCCUAUGACAUGUCCAAGCUUCACAAUGUCUCUUAUGACAUGUCCAAGCUUCACAAUGUCCCCUAUGACAUGUCCAAGCUUCACAAUGUCUCUUAUGACAUGUCCAAGCUUCACAAUGUCCCCUAUGACAUGUCCAAGCUUCACAAUGUCCCCUAUGACAUGUCCAAGCUUCACAAUGUCUCUUAUGACAUGUCCAAGCUUCACAAUGUCCCCUAUGACAUGUCCAAGCUUGACAAUGUCUCUUAUGACAUGUCCAAGCUUCACAAUGUCCCCUAUGACAUGUCCAAGCUUCACAAUGUCUCUUAUGACAUGUCCAAGCUUCACAAUGUCCCCUAUAACAUGUCCAAGCUUCACAAUGUCUCUUAUGACAUGUCCAAGCUUCACAAUGUCCCCUAUGACAUGUCCAAGCUUCACAAUGUCUCUUAUGACAUGUCCAAGCUUCACAAUGUCCCCUAUGACAUGUCCAAGCUUCACAAUGUCCCCUAUAACAUGUCCAAGCUUCACAAUGUCUCUUAUGACAUGUCCAAGCUUCACAAUGUCCCCUAUGACAUGUCCAAGCUUCACAAUGUCCCUUUUGACAUGUCAAUAAUGCCCCCUAUGACAUGUCCAAGCUUAACAAUGUCCCCUAUGACAUGUCCAAGCUUCACAAUGUCCCCUAUGACAUGUCCAAGCUUCACAAUGUCCCCUUUGACAUGUCCAAGCUUCACAAUGUCUCUUAUGACAGGUCCAAGCUUAACAAUGUCCCCUACAACAUGUCAAUAAUGCCCCCUAUGACAUGUCCAAGCUUUAUAAUGUCCCUUAUGACAUGUCAAAGCUUCACAAUGUCCCCUAUGACAUGUCCAAGCUUAACAAUGUCCUUUUUGACAUGUCAACAAUGCCCCCUAUGACAUGUCCAAGUUUAACAAUGUCCCCUAUGACAUGUCCAAGUUUAACAAUGUCCCCUACGACAUUUCCAGGCUUAACAAUGUCCUUUAUGACAUCUCUAAGCUUAACAAUGUCCCUUAUGACAUGUCAACAAUGUCCCUUAUGACAUGUCUAAGCUUAACAAUGUCCCUUAUGACAUGUCAACAAUGUCCCCUACGACAUGUCUAAGCUUAACAAUGUCCCUUAUGACAUGUCAACAAUGUCCCUUAUGACAUGUCCAAGCUUAACAAUGUCCCUUAUGACAUGUCAACAAUGUCCCUUAUGAUGUGUCCAAGCUUAACAAUGUCCCCUACGACAUGUCAACAAUGUCCCCUACGACAUGUCAACAAUGUCCCCUACGACAUGUCCAAGCUCAACAAUGUCCCCUAUGAUGUGUCCAAGCUUAACGUCGUGUAAAUUUAAAGUUUAAAAUUCUAUUUGUGAGCUUCGGUCUGUGAAGCUUCUGUUGAAAAAGUCCUGAAAUAUUAAAAUCUUCCAUAAAAAAAGAAACAAAAACAUUACGAAAGACACUUUACAAACACAAACUAAGCUCAGAGUGUUUACCUUUUGUUUGAACCAGAAAGCGUAUUUUUACCGUUAGCUACCAUGUAGACAGUGGGCUUGCUAAUUGUAAUGCUAAUAUUUAUUAGCAAUGCAACUGAACUUAGUGACUUCUAACUGCUAGUUAUGGAUCAGAUGCUAACUCUGCUAGAAUGCUCCUGGCUAACAAGCUAGUGGUUAGCUCUCCAGCUACGGCAGUUGAUGGAAUAGCCACAUAAUUAGCUAACACGCGCAAACAAGAUUUUUCAGAACUAUAUCUGAUCACAGAAAUAACACUUUGAUUCAUUUCUAAUUGAAGCUCGUUUUUCAAGUUCUACAGUUGGAACUUGAAGUUCAGAUAUUAGUUCAACAUCAGUUCAGAUAUUAGUUCAACAUCAGUUCAGAUAUUAGUUCAACAUCAGCCACACACGGUGGCUAAUUAACACAAUACGAGACUUUUCAUGGUGCAGCUGAAAUCCUUUCUGUUCAGUCCUCAACACGACGACGUCACAAAGCUGGUGGGAUUGUUUAAAAAUCCACAUUAUGCAAAAAAUAAACGAUAAAAUAAAAGUAAUAAUGUUUCUCAUUAUAAUGAAGUGAAGCUGUUUUUAAUGUACAGUAUUAUAAAGGCCUAAAAGCUGUGUGGUGCUAUGAUGUUCUUAACUUCCCGUGUCCCGUCGUGUUCGAAACCCCGCAUCAGGAAAUUGCACUUCUCGACUCCUCGAAUCACUACAGAAAAAAAUAAAAAAAUAAAAAAAAUAAAAAGAGGGGAAAAAAAGCCUCGAACACGCGGUCACUUCCUGUCAGUGUUAUCGUUGUAUUUUGUCUCUUUUGACUGUGACGUUUUUUUUAAUUUUUCGAUCCUGUUUUAUUUUGUUUUGCCAACUAACCACACGACUUUGGGCCUACUGAUUUAUUUUUCUUUAUGUGAAGGAACAUUUAAUAAAAACCUGUGUGAUAUUCAAAAUAAAAUGUCGAUGUAAGUCUUAAAAAGGAGAGGAAGGAGCGUAAUAUGAAAGAUAAAAAUAAAAAAGGACAGAGCCUUUGUUUGUGUGUUGAAUUGUUUCUCCAGAGAAAGCCUUAUAUGCAAACCUGUUCACCUGUGCGUUUCUGCAAAGUGCCAUCCCUGUACAGCGCCUGUCCUCCGCUCUGCUUCAGUAUUAACAUGUCAUCCACCUUCUGACUCGUCAGUAUUAGCGUAGAUAGACGCAGUUUGUUAGUUUACACACGUUUGUGCAAUUUUCUCUUCCUGUUUGUUCCAUGACAGUAUUUCUUUGUCAGUAUUUUUUUUUUGUUGUUGAAUUUUUCAACACAAAUUAAAUGUUUUUUGUUUUUAAUUGAGAAUUUACCAUUUUAUUUAUGUGAGUCGUUUUAUAUUUCCUAAUUGUAUUUAUUUCAUACUGUAGUGUACAGUAUUAGAGUUCCUCACAAAUAGAUAUAUUUUAGUUAAAAAUAUUCUGUCAUUGACUAUUGGAGCAAAAAUAUGAAUAGAGAGCGUUUAUGCUAUUUGGAACAUUUCAAUUGUUUUGUCUUUUGUUUUGUUUUCCUAUUGGAAACUACUGGAAAUUCUAAAUUUGGGGAACUUUUGAUACCAUGAUUAUUGUGAAAACACUGUAUUUUUUAGACUUAAAUCCACUUUAUUCAUCCCACUGAGGAGGUGAUGAAGGACUGAUGAUGAUGAUGAUGAUGAUGAUUAAGGAAUUCCUAAAAAUGUCUGAAGUAUUAUUAUUGAAUUUAUAAUUUCUCUUGGAAAUGACCAUGCUCGAAUAAAUGUAGCCAAAUAAAAUUUUAAUAAAACUGUGUUAUUCUUCUUGUA